Ornithodoros turicata is the source of this 1899-nucleotide messenger RNA. RefSeq lists its product as uncharacterized. Bases 1 to 1899 code for a protein of 632 amino acids. The record is from RefSeq and is a predicted model, not a curated record. The transcript has 2 exons. NCBI's taxonomy places the organism in Eukaryota, Metazoa, Arthropoda, Arachnida, Ixodida, Argasidae.
AUGCCCCGCGAGGGUCAACUAGAUCGCCUCAAGAGGACUCGAGCUGGGAUCCGUGGGAUGGUCACCCGCACCAUCGCGCAUCUAGAAGAAUGCCUCGCGCGCCCCGAUAUUCCAAAGGCCAGCGUUGAGGUAGACAUGGACUACCUGGUUGCACGGAAGGCCGCGUUGUGCAACCUCGAUCAGCAGAUUCUCGAACUCAUCGACGACGAUGCUGGGUUCGAUGAGGAGAACAACGCUGUGUUGGAGCAGGAAAAGCGGAUCGAAGCAGCCAUCAGUCAAGCGAAGCGGGCCCUCCGCGAACAGUUGCACACGACUGGGGAUCCGCCGUCUCAACCAAGUCGCACCGCAUCGCUGCCGAAGCUGCAGAUCCCGAAAUUCGGAGGAAAACUGCAAGAUUGGCAAAGAUUUUGGGAACACUACGACGCUACGAUUCACGGAAAUGCUUCCCUAGCCCCAGUAGAGAAGUUUAAAUAUCUACUAUCUUUUCUUACGGACGACGCCAAACGAGCAAUUGACGGCAUCGGUCUCAGCGGGGACAAUUACGCUACCGCAAUACUGACUCUCAAACAACGAUUCGGGUGCACAGAUCUACUCUCAGCAGAACAUCUAGACAAGCUACUGGCCCUCCAUUCGGUGAACAGCUGUAGUGACGUAGCCCAGCUGCGUCAUCUGUACGACGAGGCGUCACGGCAUACAAAGGCUUUGGAAUCGCUUGGCAUACCCCGAUCGAGUUACGAUGUCGUUCUAUACAGGGUGCUUACGCGCUGCAUUCCUAUCGACCUCUUCGUCCAGUUUCAGCACAGCAGGAAAGCGGACGCUGCAUCUGGCGGGAACAGUGGCGGCGGGGCUCCCUCCGCUGACGGCCCAAGGACUUUCUCGAAAGCGGAACAGGUGACCGCUCUUCUUACCUUUCUGCGGGUGCAAGUCGAAAGUAGGGAAGAAGCGGCCUUUCACCGUCCCCGGCACGUUCAGAAGGACAAUACGGAAGGCACCCUGCAACCCGUGGCAGCGUCUCUAGCCGCUGAACCCCAUCCGGCAACGGCCGCAGCGCCGUCUCCAGUGCAAGCAACACCAGCUUCUAUGGACAGUACCGUCAUACUGCUUCAAAGUGCUGCGGUGGAUGCCUCUGGCCCCGGAGGCAAGGCAAGAGUCCAGAUCCUGCUUGAUAACGGAAGCCAACGGACCUUUAUCAGAGAGGACCUCGCUAUGAGCCUACAAUGUGCGACAAUCGACGUUGAGGACUUGGCCAUCUACGCGUUUGGAUCAACGCAAUCUGCCCGCCACAGAUGCAGUAAGGUCACUGUAAACAUUACAGGCCGUGACGCCACCUUCGAGUUAGCUCUAACGAUUCCCGAGAUAUGCAAGUCCCUGAGCCCUUCGCUGGAUCCGCAUUUAACACGCAUGCUACUUGAGCUUGACUUGCAACCUGCGUCAACAUCAGGCGUUUCCCGAAGUGUUGACAUCCUGGUCGGAGCAGACAACUACUGGCGUCUUGUAACGGGACGAAUUCUGAGGAUGACGGAGGAUCUCACUGCCGUUGAAACGGUGUUUGGUUGGGUUAUACAGGGCUCAACGGCCGUGCAUACCCGGCUCCACCAAUCGACAUGUGCCCUACUUCUCACUUGCGGAGACCCAGAAUCUGAGUGUAAUGCCGAAGACUUGUGGAAACUUGACACGCUCGGAAUCACAAGUCCCGAACCCACAGCCAGCCACGUGUGCAGCACGGACUUCCAGGUCUUCGAGGCUGGCAUAGCAAAGUCGAAAGAGCGGUAUGAGAUUCCCUUGAUGACUAAGAAGCCUGGGCUUCUUGCCUGCUUCUGGGUCUAUCUUGCCUCACAGCUUCCACCGGGUGCCAACAACAAAGCCACGGCAGUGCAUAGGCUCGGAGCCCAGCUCUGA